Molecule: messenger RNA, 1287 nt
Organism: Juglans microcarpa x Juglans regia
Lineage: Eukaryota; Viridiplantae; Streptophyta; Magnoliopsida; Fagales; Juglandaceae
Exons: 3
Coding region: 305-1045 (246 amino acids)
Source: RefSeq, a predicted model, not a curated record
AAACUAAAAUCGUUAAAUCCUCACCCUCGGCCUCAGAUACUUCUCAGUGGGUCCCAGUCUCUGUAAAAUCCGCUUACACUAAUACACUUGCAUCCUGCUUUGAUAUAUAUCCUCUCUCUCUCUCUCUCUCUCGCCCAUUCCAGACUUCCUUCAAUUAGCCUUUCACAUAACGCCAAAUACCGUCCUCUUCCUUCUUUACCUACUUCCACCUUCUCUCUCUAUCUGCAAAAACUUCUCACUGUUGCUUUCUGGGUUCUGGAUGAUCAGACUGGUAUUGGGUUAGAGAGAUAUACAGAUAAGAGGCAUGGGUUCAUGUGCAUCACUGCAUAGAAGCUCAGACUCCGCCAUGAAACUCAGACUGUCGUUUGGCUCCAAAGACGACAAACUCGUGAUUCCACCUUCACCCAUAAAGGAAAUUCCCACCAAGGGGAAUCCUCCGAUCGACAACAACAACGUUGUCGCUGCUAAGUCCCAGUGGUCGGCUUCUCGGUCAGCCGCGAGUUUUGGAGGCUACGGUAGCAAAGAAGAAACCUUUUUUGAUUCCCAAGCAUGGUUAGAUUCGGAUUGCGAUGAUGAUUUUUUUAGUGUCAAUGGUGAUUUUACGCCAUCCCGUGGCAACACUCCAGUCCAUCAGAACUUCUCCACCGGGAUGCCUCGAGUCACCAAAGUCCUUUUCGAGGCCGACAGAAUUCUUGGUUCCACUCAUGAACCAUCCCCAAAAAAGAAAUUAAUUGAACUUUUCCGAGAGAGCAUCCGACAGGACCAAGAUGUCGACAAUCUAAAUACCUCAGGCAACCAGAACAUUUCCAACGGAAAGAUGGAAGUUAAACCAACUGUACUUGACCUCCCUCCAAAGUCAGCACAUGGCACCCCUUAUGGAACUAACUCUGUAUGUAGUAGUGAGAGGACCCCUAGUGGAGACCUCUUAACAGAGAAGGAGAAACCAUUUAGGCCUGUGCAGUGUUGUCUUCCGAGCUUGAUCUCAUGCCAUAGCUUUAGGGAGAGGAAGAAGAAGAUGGACCCUGCUAUAGCGGUUGUUGAUUAAGCUUUUGGUUUGUAAUGCCUCCGGUACUACAAGAUAAAUGGAUAAAUCCAGGUUCUCUGAUAUUUGGGGAUCACAACUUCUAAGCUUCUCUGACAAUUCGCGUUUCCUCAUAUAUUGUUGUAAAGUGUGAGAUAUAUCUCAUAUCUGUUAAGAACUCAUGUCAUAUAUGGAUUCAAGGACAUGUAGAAAAAAGCAGUAGUGGAGAUGUCAAAUGUUAAAAACUCCACCGAGGAAUUUUUCUA